This is a messenger RNA of Pantherophis guttatus, 2534 nucleotides long. RefSeq names its product acyl-CoA synthetase bubblegum family member 2 (gene ACSBG2). Gene Ontology annotation, molecular function: long-chain fatty acid-CoA ligase activity. NCBI's taxonomy places the organism in Eukaryota, Metazoa, Chordata, Lepidosauria, Squamata, Colubridae. The record is from RefSeq and is a predicted model, not a curated record. Gene Ontology annotation, cellular component: endoplasmic reticulum; membrane.
UUCCCCGCGUGGAGCAGCCGCAUCAAGUUUGCCCCCCGUUGCCCAGGGCAGCUCCAGCCAGCCCUUUUGCCGGCAAGGGCAGAACCCUGGAGGGCUGGCGCUGCGGGUGAGGUCACAAGCAGCCCUUCCGGAACUCCGGGGCUGGCAGAAAGCAGCUGCCCAUCGCUGCGGAGGGCACCCUCCUGCCCAGGGGCAGGGAGAGGGUGCCCUUUUGGGGGACCGCGGGGCUCUCCGGAAGACCAGUCACCACAGCCCACCAAGUCCAACACUAAAAGAUGCCAAAUAAGAAACGGCAAACCACGGUGCCGCCUGCUACAGGAGAGGAAUAACGGAACAGGGCCCAGAGCUAAGCCCCAGCCCCAGCAGCCUGCGGAGGAGCCGGAAGCUGAGAUGUCGAAAGGGCCAGCCCCCGGAGGUGGGGGUCUAUGGACCACCAAGCGGGAUGGAGAAGUCAAGCUGCGGAUGGACGCGAGCGGCAUGGGCUCCGAGAUCCCCAUCACCGUCCACGACCUCUUCCUGGCCACCGUGCAGAAAUACGGCCACUUCCCGGCGCUGGCUUCGAAAAAGCAGGGCCAGUGGUCCAAGCUGAGCUUCUGUCAGUACUACGAGGAGUGCCGCAAGAGCGCCAAAAGCUUCCUCAAGCUGGGCCUGGGGCGAUUCAACAGCGUUUGCAUCCUGGGCUUCAACUCCCUGGAGUGGUUCCUGGCCGACAUCGGCGCCAUCUUUGCUGGGGGGUUUGCCGUCGGCAUCUACACCACCAACUCCCCCGAGGCCUGUCACUACGUCGCGGAGAAUUGCGGGGCCAACAUCAUUGUGGUGGAGAACGACAAACAGCUGCAGAAAAUCCUGGAGGUGGAGAAAAAACUUCCUCUCCUAAAAGCGAUCAUCUACUGCAGCAAAGACAUCAAAGAGAAAAGGCCCAACCUCUACAGCUGGGACAAGUUCAUGGCCCUGGGCAGCUCCGUCCCGGAUGAGCAGCUGGACCAGGUCCUGGCCAGCCAGAAGCCCAACCAGUGUUGUACCAUCAUCUACACGUCGGGGACAACCGGGAACCCCAAAGGAGUCAUGCUCAGCCACGACAACAUCACGUGGACGGCCAGGGCGGCCGGAGAGUACGUGAACCUGAAGACGGCCUGGGAGGGCCAGGAGAGCGUGGUCAGCUACCUGCCACUGAGCCACAUCGCCGCGCAGAUGAUCGACAUUUGGCUGCCCAUCACCUUUGGCGUGGAAACCUACUUUGCGCAGCCCGACGCUCUGAAGGGCAGCCUGGUGGACACCUUGCGGGAAGUGAGACCCACGGCGUUCAUGGGUGUCCCCCGCGUGUGGGAGAAGAUGCAGGAGCGGAUGAAGUCGGUGGGGGCCAAGUCCUCCACGCUGAAGAAGAAGAUUGCCGUGUGGGCCAAAGCCGUGGGGCUGGAGACCAACCUGAAGCGCAUGAACGGGUCCGAUGAUUGCCCGAUGAGUUACCGGUUGGCGAGGGCACUGGUUUAUAAAAAGGUCCGGAAAGCGCUGGGCUUGGACCGCUGCGACAAAUGUUACACGGGGGCAGCCCCCAUCACAAAGGACACCUUGGAGUAUUUCCUGAGCCUGGACAUUGUGGUCUACGAGCUCUACGGCAUGAGCGAAAGUUCGGGACCCCACACCGUUUCGUAUCCAACGUCAUACAGGAUGUCGAGCUGCGGCAAGGAAAUUGCAGGCUGCCAGACAAUGCUUUUCAAGACAGACCAGGAAGGAGUCGGCGAGGUCUGCUUUUCUGGUCGCCAUGUAUUUAUGGGCUACCUGAACAUGGAAGACAAAACGAAAGAAGCAAUUGACGACGAGGGCUGGCUCCAUUCCGGGGAUCUGGGCCGGCAUGAUGAGGACGGCUUCCUGUACAUCACGGGGAGGAUCAAAGAGCUAAUCAUCACUGCGGGGGGAGAGAAUAUUCCCCCAAUCCCGAUUGAAGAUGCUGUCAAGGAGGCAAUCCCCAUUAUCAGCAACGUCAUGUUGGUGGGAGACAAAGCCAAAUAUCUCGUCAUGCUGAUGACCCUUAAGUGCAAGGUGAACUUAGAAACAGGGAUCUCGGAAGAUGAACUGACGCCCGAAGCUGUGGAGUUUUGCCAGAAACUGGGCAGCAAAUCCACCAAAGUGUCUGACAUCGUGGGGAACAAAGACGUGUUAGUGUACACCGCCAUCCAGAAAGGGAUCAUGAAGGUCAACGAUCGUGCCACCUCCAACGCUCAGAAAAUCCAGAAAUGGCUCCUCCUGGACAAGGACUUCUCCAUCCAGGGUGGCGAACUUGGCCCAACCAUGAAGCUGAAGAGGCCAGUGGUAGUGAAGAUGUAUCAAGAACAAAUCCAACAGCUCUACUCAGACACAACGGACUUCUGAACCAGGAUGCCCAUCUCUCCGCCGGCCUCUGUUCAAAGUGCAGCAUCUUAACCGGAGUCCUCCUGGAGGCGAGGUGCACCGUCUCUUCCCUUGAUAAAUGAGGUUUUUUUCAAUAAAGCCGUCAUCUUCUCUUGCCUUCCCCCAAGACAGGAGACUUCUCUGCA